CAUUGACAUCCAAAAAUAGCUCCUUAGUUAUGUCGAAGAAUUACAUAAAUGCGCUUUUGAAGCCUUUUCGUGAGAGUAAUGUUAUUAAAAGCUUGGUAAAUUUGUUCGAGUUUAAAGCAGUAGCGCCUGUCACUGGGGUUUGGUGUGUUGAUAAUAAGGUUCCGGCGAGUAGAACUGGUGUUGCGCAGUAUAGCACUGGAGUGAGGAAAGUUACCCUUAUUCCUGGACAUGGAAUCGGUCCAGAGAUUACGGUGGCCGUCCAGAAAAUAUUUGAAGCUGCUAAAGUUCCCAUUGAAUGGGAUGAAGUGGAUGUAACAGCUGUGAGGGGUCCAGAUGGCAAGUUUGGUAUUCCUCAAAGGGCGAUUGAUUCUGUUAAUGAAAAUAAAAUAGGCCUGAAGGGCCCACUGAUGACACCGGUUGGAAAAGGUUAUAGAUCCCUAAAUUUGGCCUUAAGAAAAGAGUUUGACUUAUAUGCUAAUGUAAGGCCUUGCAAAAGUUUAGACGGAAUCAAGACGCUGUACGACAACGUGGAUGUGGUGACGAUCCGGGAGAACACGGAGGGCGAGUACUCGGGCAUCGAGCACGAGAUCGUGGACGGAGUGGUUCAGUCCAUCAAGCUGAUCACGGAGGAGGCCAGCAAGCGUGUGGCCGAGUUCGCCUUCCAGUUCGCGAGGGAAAACAGGAGGAAGAAGGUCACCGCCGUGCAUAAAGCCAACAUUAUGCGAAUGUCGGACGGUUUGUUCCUGCGGUGCUGCCGCGACCUGGCCACCAAGUACCCCGACAUCAAGUUCGAAGAGCGGUACCUGGAUACCGUGUGUCUGAACAUGGUGCAGGACCCUUCCAAGUUUGACGUGUUGGUGAUGCCCAACCUGUACGGAGACAUAAUGUCGGACAUGUGCUCAGGGUUGGUAGGCGGCCUGGGACUCACGCCCUCGGGCAACAUCGGCAAGAACGGGGCGCUGUUCGAGUCUGUACACGGUACAGCUCCCGACAUCGCAGGCAAGGAUAUGGCGAACCCAACAGCAUUGCUUCUCUCAGCCAUCAUGAUGUUAAGACAUUUGCAACUCAAUGAGCACGCAGACAGAGUCCAAAACGCUUGCUACGAGGUUCUGCGCGAAGGAAAAUCUCUAACUGGUGACCUUGGUGGCACCGGAAAGUGUAGCGAGUACACGAAUGCGAUUAUUUCUAAAUUGUAAACUAUAUUAUUACCUACGCAGUAUUAAAUCCCUAUCAAUGUACCUAGCUACUAGACUUUAUCUACCUAUGUAAAGGUAUCUACGCAAUAUGCAUGUGUCCUUUUAAAAACAUGGAUUUGUAAAUAAAAAUAAUGCUAGUUCAUAGAAUAUAUUAUUAUAUAAUAUUUGUUUAUCCAAAAACUAUUAGAUUAAACUAAUAUUUAAUUAAAUCCUGCAGAUAAUUUAUUCGAAUUGUUCCUUAAGAUCAAUAAGCUUGUCUAUUUUAUUGUAUAUUUAAUUUUAAAAUAAAGUUUACAACAGUUUAA
Leptidea sinapis is the source of this 1501-nucleotide messenger RNA. It is a transcript of the gene Idh3a, whose product is annotated as probable isocitrate dehydrogenase [NAD] subunit alpha, mitochondrial. The record is from RefSeq and is a predicted model, not a curated record. The coding region runs from base 30 to 1196 and encodes 388 amino acids. Gene Ontology annotation, molecular function: magnesium ion binding; isocitrate dehydrogenase (NAD+) activity; NAD binding. Gene Ontology annotation, biological process: isocitrate metabolic process; tricarboxylic acid cycle. NCBI's taxonomy places the organism in Eukaryota, Metazoa, Arthropoda, Insecta, Lepidoptera, Pieridae. Gene Ontology annotation, cellular component: mitochondrion. The transcript has 7 exons.